Molecule: messenger RNA, 1423 nt
Organism: Didymodactylos carnosus
Lineage: Eukaryota; Metazoa; Rotifera; Eurotatoria; Philodinida; Philodinidae
Source: the annotation of a GenBank genome assembly
UAAUGUGCCUUUUCAAAACAUCAGGAGACAACUAAAAGUACUUUUUUCUUCUCUAUACUCAACAUUGAUGUAUUGCAUCAAAACUUUGUCUGAUGUUACCUUAUCCCAGUUAACGUUUCAAAAGCACGUUACAAUAAGAUUAGCGAGUAUUUAUUUCUAUAUAGAUAAGAAGAAAGCAAAUGAUAAGCGCAAUAAAUUAUAUAACCUUAUAUUACGUUAUAUCUAUGUAUAAAUAAUAAAACUUAAAUCUUUCCUAUCCAAAGAUUCUAUCAUAAACACCGCUUCCCAACCGAACAGAAGAAAGAAACACACCUGGAUUUUGGAACAGGUCAUUCCGACUUGUGAUAUAAAAGAACUGAUCAUCAAGUUCUAUUAAAAAGCCUAGGUACUUGAUCGACAAUUCUUUUCAAAACAAAAACAUAAAUGUACCGUCCAAAUGAUCUGAUAACUAACUAUACGAGCGGUUAGUGUGCUUUCUUUCAUGACUCAAGCAUAGUACCAUAAUCUCGUUUCAUUUAUCAGCAAUAAUAAUGAUCAUAAAAGCACUAUUAAAAUCGAUAAAUUUUAUGCUUUAUGCAUGAAGAAUGAACGCACGUCAUUUAUACCUGUAAUUUUAAAUGUACUGUAAUUUUUAUUUUAAUCUUUUAUUAAGAGACUUAAGCAACAAUAUUUAUGAUUGUUAGAGAUUUAUGAUGAUAUAUUUUAAUAUUAUGUUUUGUUCUACUUCUAUAAAAGGUUUACAGAAAGUCGAACAACAUUUCACUAUUUUAUCUCCCAAAAUAAAAACAAAACAACAACUGACGGUAUGACAGGUUUAAAUUCAUUAUUUGUUGUUCUUCUUCUUGCUCUGUUAGCUUGCGUUCAUACAAAUGUUGUUCUUGAGCAAUUGCCAACGGCUGCAGAUGAAGAAGUUAGUGAUGCAGAUUUAGUUAAACUAUUUGGAAAUAAUCGAAAAUUAUCUGACUGUACAAACUGGCACAAAAAAGAACCAGAUCCAAGUGCAAUAUUAAUGCAAGUACGAAAAUCGCCCUGUCGCUGUCCUCCGUCAUUCCCGAAAUCCUUUCAUGAUGGUACUGAUGAAUGGACAACUGAUCCUGGUUGUGAUGCUUCUAAACAGCCAAAUACAUGUUCGUAUCAUAUUGGUGCCCAUGGGUGUUAUCGUCACACAUAUACAUCCAAAGGUCCCGGAACUCAGGCUUGCUAUGACAAAAACGGUGAUUGGAUUGCUGAUCCACGCAAAGGUGCUGGUACUUUGGACAAAUACAAUGCUGUUAAUCAAAAUCUUUUUCAUCUGCUCAAUCAUUAUAACCAUGAUGUUGUUCCAUGGAAUAAUUGUUGCGACGACGCAUCGUUACCAGAAAACAUAUGUGACCUUUAUUAUGAAAAACGACCACCUGGUGAGUGCCAACAUUAUCGGUUUUGA